AUGGCAUUUGACGCUAAUGGGUUGUACGCUUCUGCCAUGACAGAAGGUGAAUAUCCUAAAGCGGAAAGUGCAAGAGCGUUUCUACCAGAAGAAGAAAAAGAAUUUGUAAAACUGUUCAAUAAACAAAAAUUCAGACCUAGAACUGCUAUUUUAAAAGUUUGGUUUGAAUAUCCCAAAAAAAUGCUCUUUCAACCCAUACCAGCUAAAGAUAAAAUAACUUUUACGAAUAGAAUAGGUCAGAAGGAAACUGGCACUAAAAUCAGGUUCAGAAAUGGUUUCUGUCACGACGUUUUAACAUCAGUUGAUAUUCAAGAAAUAGUGAAAUCCGGUGGUAAAAUUAUUAGAAUAUUAGAUUGUAUAGUAUACGAAGGAAAUUUUAAAACUCCACCAUACAGAGAUUAUAUUUUAAUUUUGAAGGAAUUAAGGAAUAAAUACAAAAAAGAAGGAGAUAUGGUUGCUAGUAAUUGCAUGAAAUUAUUAGGUAAUUCCUUAUACGGUAAAUCUAUUCAGAAGGAUAUAAAUACAUCGAGACAUCUAUGGAGUGAAGCGACUUUUAAAGCCAACUUCGAUUCACACGUCAAAAGCUAUGAAAAAGUAAAUGAUAGUCAAUAUAUAGUUGAGAUGAAUGAAGAAGAAAAAGAGUUUGUUCCUCCAAAGGAUUUUACUAGAUUAACAUCCACUCAUUUAGAUGGAUUUUAUAAGCCGGAAAUAUACUAUACAGAUACUGAUAGUUUUUACAUUUCGUCUAGUAAUUGGGAUAAAUUAAAUGAAGCUGGGUUGGUGUCUGAAAACGAAUAUAGCAAAGGGAAGAAUGAUUACGGUGAUGGUGGAAUCAUAUUUGGUUUAUAUUUAGCGCCAAAAGUAAAAUACAAUAUCAUUCUAACUUCCGAUGGUGUUUUAAAAGAAAAGAAACCGUUUAAGGGUUACUCUAACUAUAAGAUUAAGGUAGAAGACUACAUUCAAUUAGCUAGUGGACAUGACGUAACGAAUGAAUUUAAGAAACCUUGGGUAAAAAGUUUUACUGAUGGAAUAGUUAUUCCUAAUGAAACACAAAAGAAAGUUUUCAGAAGUUAUCUGAAUCUCGUUAAGAGAAAAGCACCAAACAGUGUAGGAAUUAUGUAUCCUUACAACAAUAAAGAUGAGAUGUGUUUGGAUGAAAACUAUGAAUUUGAUGAAUUCGUUUAUCUAACUAUUCAAGAAGAGAAUGAAGAGUGUUAA
Lottia gigantea (owl limpet) is the source of this 1218-nucleotide messenger RNA. RefSeq lists its product as hypothetical. Gene Ontology annotation, molecular function: DNA-directed DNA polymerase activity; DNA binding; nucleotide binding. Lineage: Eukaryota; Metazoa; Mollusca; Gastropoda; Lottiidae. Gene Ontology annotation, biological process: DNA replication. The transcript is spliced from 2 exons. The coding region runs from base 1 to 1218 and encodes 405 amino acids. The record is from RefSeq and is a predicted model, not a curated record.